This is a messenger RNA of Thamnophis elegans (Western terrestrial garter snake), 6642 nucleotides long. RefSeq names its product ubiquitination factor E4B (gene UBE4B). The transcript has 29 exons. Bases 1021 to 5070 code for a protein of 1349 amino acids. Lineage: Eukaryota; Metazoa; Chordata; Lepidosauria; Squamata; Natricidae. Gene Ontology annotation, cellular component: cytoplasm; ubiquitin ligase complex; nucleus. Gene Ontology annotation, biological process: protein polyubiquitination. Gene Ontology annotation, molecular function: ubiquitin-ubiquitin ligase activity. The record is from RefSeq and is a predicted model, not a curated record.
CGCGAGCGGAGCGCAGGUCACGUGAUCCGACGCCAAGAUGGCCGCCGCCGCCGCCGCCUUCUUGUUUUGAUGAAUAAUCUCCGUGAGGGGAGGCGGCAGCAGCAGCGGCUGAGGGGAAAGUGGGGCUCCGGCGGUCACGCGUGGGCGGGAGUUGGGAGGCGCGGGGGCUUCAGCCGCUGAGCGUUGCCUCCCCGACCGCCUCAUUCGGGCCAGGAGAGUUUUGGGGGGGGGGUUUCGUCAGGGCCAAGGGAGGAGAGAGAGAGAGAGAGACGAGUGAGGGGGGGUCCGCCCAGCCUGCCCUUCGCAGCGGGCCUAGUGGUUGAGGAGAAAAAGCGAGGGGAAGGGGCUCCCUAUGGGACCCCCGGGGCCGCUGGCGCAUCCACAAGGCUCGGGGGAGAAGCAGCAGCGGGGGGGAGGCCCGAGGCCCAGUGGCUCCCUUGGGACCCCCGAAGAGGAGUGAGGUAGUCGGGUGCGCGUGUGGUGUUUCUACAGGUGGGGGUGGGGUCCCUCAGGACAGGUUAGGGCAAUAGGACAGGUAAGGGCAUCAGAUGCAGCUAGGGAGGAAGGAGCGCUGGGUGCAAAAGCGAAGGAGGGGAGCCUUCUGAGGGUGGCGGCCAUAGGACGCUCCCAACCCCUGGAUUAGAGUGGGGGAGCAGUUUAGAUACGCCAGCUGGGUCUGGAGGAAGAGGAGGUGAAGGGGAGGAGCAAUCCGGUUUGGAGGGAGGGCGGUGGAUGCAGUUGAGGCGAUACGAAGCUCGGAGAGGAAGGACCUAAAGGCAGAUCUAUCAAUUCGGAGUUGGUAGUAGGUGGGGGGACGUGGACGGACGGGGUUGCUUCUUAAACCUCUGACUAUGCACUUCUGAGAGCUCCUUAGGGAAAGAGGCAGCCACCAGGACAAGGGUUAACCUCCGAAAGCCAUUUCUUCCUCUUCCUCCUGCUCCAUCCAAGCACCUCCCUCAAGGGAAGCACCGGAGCCCUCCUCCUCUCCCCCAAACGCCUUCCACCAUUAAGAGGAAAACUAUGGAGGAGUUGAGUGCCGAUGAGAUCCGUCGGAGGCGCCUUGCCCGGCUCGCUGGCGGACCCUCUUCCCAGCCCACCACCCCACUUACGUCUCCACAGAGGGAGAACCCCCCAGGGCAGCCGGUCCCAGCGCCGCCUUUAGGGGCACCCCACAACCUUGGGCUCAAUGUUCACAGUAUGACCCCCGCUACCUCUCCAAUCGGUGCGUCAGGUGUUGCCCAUCGCAGUCAGAGCAGCGAAGGUGUGAGUUCGCUCAGCAGCUCGCCCUCCAACAGCCUCGAAACGCAGUCCCAGUCCCUUUCCCGGUCCCAGAGCAUGGAUAUCGAUAGCGUCUCCUGUGAGAAAAGCUUGUCCCAGGUCGAUGUGGAUUCGGGGAUUGAAAACAUGGAAGUGGAUGAGAGUGACCGGAGGGAGAAACGGAGCCUCUCGGAUAAGGAGCUUCCCUCAGGAUUGGAAAUCUCGGAGGAACAAGCCUUACAGCUAGUUUGUAAGAUUUUCCGGGUCUCUUGGAAAGACCGGGAUAGAGAUGUCAUCUUCCUGACUUCCCUUUCGGAACAGUUCAAGCAAAACCCUAAAGAUGUGUUCUCGGACUUCAAAGACUUGAUUGGGCAAGUGCUGAUGGAAGUCCUAAUGAUGUCCACCCACUCGAGAGAAGAAAACCCCUUUGCCAGCUUGACCGCCACGUCGCAGCCCAUUGCGGCUGCUGCCCGCUCGCCAGAUAGAAACUUAGUCCUGAAUACCGGCUCCAACCCGGGAACCAGCCCCGUGUUUUGCAACGUGGGCUCCUUUGGCUCCAGCUCCUUAUCAAGUCUCUACGGAAGCAGCCCCAUUCCCAUUUUCAACAUCGCAAGUCACCCCCCCUUGUCUGGCUCCUUUCUCCCUUCUUCCCCCAGCCCCGUGGCUCCCCUCCCCGUGUCUUCCCUGUCUGUCAGCCCCCACCUCCUGCCAGCAGGGCCGCUCAGUGUCCAGCCCUCGUCCCCACGGUACCGUCCGUACACAGUGACACACCCCUGGACUUUGGCAGCUCCUCCUCCCGCACCCUCAGCAGGAACCUCCAGCCUUUCGGCCUCUCCGACUCCUCCGGGCAUAAGCCCCAGUCCUCCAGCUGCACGGGUCCCUUCGUCCAGGGGUAGGCCCGUAGCAGCUACCACCCUGCCCCUGUUUUCCACGUUGGGCAGCAGCCGUACCUCUUUCCCAGGCAGGAUGCCCACUAGUAUGUACGACAGCCCUUUCUCACUCCUCCUUGCCAUUCCUGAUGUCUCUGGAGACAGUUCUGAGGAAGAAAAUGAGGAAGAGGAGGAGGAGGAGGAUUUUUCUUAUGUGCCAUUUGGGUCCAGUGGCGGAGGCUCUGGGGGGGCCAGCAUUUCCGACUCGUGCAGCGACCAUUUCGCCAUUGAGACGUGCAAGGAGACGGAGAUGCUAAACUACCUCAUUGAGUGCUUCGACCGAGUGGGGAUUGAGGAAAGGAAAGCGCCAAAGAUGUGCAGCCAGCCGGUGGUGAGCCAGCUUCUGAGCAACAUCCGAUCCCAGUGCAUUUCUCACGCGGCUUUGGUGCUCCAAGGAUCCCUAACGCAGCUGAGGUCAAACCAACAGCAGUCAUUGUUAGUCCCGUAUAUGCUGUGUAGGAAUCUCCCCUUCGGUUUCAUACAGGAAUUGGUGAGGACGACUCACCAAGAUGAAGAAGUCUUCAAACAGAUCUUUAUACCUAUUUUACAAGGGCUGGCUCUUGCUUCGAAGGAAUGCUCCUUUGAUAGUGACAACUUUAAAUACCCCCUUAUGGCUUUAGGGGAACUGUGCGAGAUCAAGUUUGGGAAAUCGCAUCCUGUCUGCAGCUUGGUGGUCUCUUUGCCUUUGUGGUUGCCAAAAUCUCUAAGCCCCGGGAUGGGCCGAGAGCUCCAGAGACUCUCUUACCUUGGGGUAUUCUUCGGCCUCUCCGUCUUUGCUGAGGAUGAUCCUAGAGUUGUGGAAAAAUAUUUCUCUGGGCCUACCAUUACUUUGGAAAACACCAGGGUCGUUAGCCAGUCAUUGCAACAUUACCUGGAAUCUGCCAGGCAAGAGUUAUUUAAGAUCCUGCACAGUAUUCUGCUCAACGGAGAAACGCGGGAAGCUGCUCUCAGCUAUAUGGCCGCCGUGGUCAAUGCCAACGUUAAAAAGGCACAAAUGCAGGCGGACGAUCGGCUGGUGUCUACGGAUGGCUUUAUGCUGAACUUCCUGUGGGUGCUGCAGCAGCUGAGCACAAAAAUCAAACUCGAGACGGUCGAUCCGUCCUACAUCUUCCACCCUCGGUGUCGAAUCGUGGUGCCUGCGGAUGAAACGCGCGUCAAAGCUAACUUGGAGGAUGUCAGCAGCUGGAUGGUUGAGCUGUCCAGGGAUCAGUCUCUCUUCUCUGAGCCAAAAUUCCCAACGGAAUGUUUCUUCCUGACUCUCCACGCCCACCACCUCUCCAUCUUACCAAGUUGCCGUCGAUACAUCCGUCGACUAAGAGCCAUCCGGGAGCUGAACAGGACCGUGGAGGAUUUGAAGAAUAACGAAAGUCAGUGGAAAGAUUCUCCCCUAGCUACCAGGCAUCGAGAGAUGUUGAAGCGAUGCAAAACCCAACUCAAGAAAUUGGUGCGAUGCAAAGCUUGUGCAGAUGCCGGCCUGUUAGAUGAGAAUUUUCUCCGAAGGUGCCUCAACUUUUACAGCGUUGUGAUCCAGCUCUUGCUACGGAUUCUUGAUCCUGCCUACCCUAACAUAAAACUGCCUUUAAACCCAGAUGUCCCAAAAGUCUUUGCAGCGAUGCCUGAGUUUUACGUGGAAGACAUUGCGGAAUUUUUGUUUUUUAUUGUACAAUACUCGCCUCAGGUACUCUACGAGCCUUGCACUCAGGAGCUGGUCACCUUCUUGGUGGUCAUGCUCUGCAACCAGGACUACAUCCGGAACCCUUACCUGGUGGCCAAGCUGGUGGAGGUGAUGUUCAUGACCAACCCAGCCGUCCAGCCCCGGACUCAGAAGUUCUUCGAGAUGAUCGAGAACCAUCCGCUCUCCGUCAAGUUGCUGGUUCCUUCCCUGAUGAAGUUUUACACAGAUGUGGAGCACACUGGGGCCACCAGCGAGUUCUACGACAAAUUUACAAUCCGCUAUCACAUCAGCACCAUCUUCAAAAGCUUGUGGCAGAACAUAGCUCACCACGGGACCUUCAUGGAAGAGUUCAACUCCGGCAAGCAGUUUGUUCGCUAUAUCAACAUGCUGAUCAACGACACGACGUUCUUGCUGGAUGAGAGUUUAGAGUCCCUCAAACGCAUCCACGAAGUGCAGGAGGAGAUGAAAAACAAGGAGCAGUGGGAUCUUCUCCCCAGGGACCAGCAACAAGCUCGGCAGUCUCAACUGGCCCAGGACGAACGGGUCUCGCGCUCCUAUCUGGCCCUGGCCACAGAAACGGUUGACAUGUUUCACAUCCUCACCAAACAAGUCCAGAAGCCUUUUCUCAGGCCUGAGCUUGGACCACGGCUGGCCGCGAUGUUGAACUUCAACCUUCAGCAGCUGUGCGGCCCCAAAUGCCGCGAUCUGAAAGUUGAAAACCCCGAGAAGUACGGCUUUGAACCAAAGAAGCUUCUGGAUCAACUGACGGACAUCUACCUGCAGCUGGAUUGCGCCCGUUUUGCAAAAGCGAUCGCGGACGACCAGAGGUCUUACAGCAAGGAGCUAUUUGAGGAGGUGAUUUCGAAGAUGAGAAAAGCCGGCAUCAAGUCGACCAUAGCGAUAGAAAAAUUCAAGCUGCUUGCGGAGAAAGUGGAUGAAAUUGUUGCCAAGAACGCCCGCGCCGAAAUUGACUACAGUGAUGCCCCGGAUGAGUUCCGAGAUCCACUCAUGGAUACUUUAAUGACCGACCCGGUCCGGUUGCCGUCGGGAACCAUUAUGGAUCGCUCCGUCAUUCUGCGCCACCUUCUCAACUCCUCCACGGAUCCCUUCAAUCGCCAGACACUAACGGAAAAUAUGCUGGAGCCAGUGCCUGAACUGAAAGAGCAAAUCCAAGCUUGGAUGAGGGACAAGCAGAACCCGGAUCACUGAGGUUAUCCCCGGCAGCACACGCCGAGGUCAACUGCGGAGAGCAAGGCAGCGGAUCGAGGCGAGGGGAAUGCCAAAACCGUGGGGAGUUGAAGCCGAGUUGGGGCUCACGCAGUGCCUGCUGCCGCCACCACAAAGGACCGUGGAAUCUUCUGGGCGAGGCAAAGGGGAAAGAGGCACCACACCGCCAAACGCAGCUUAACUCUCUCUUGUACAUAACUUUAAAGCGAUACAUCGGCAGUCGAUAGCAUUGUGGGUGGGAUUCAGUUAGCAAGUUCCUUUUUUGUUCUGAAAAAAAAAACACAACCCCAAGACUCCUCCAUUUCAUCGUUGGGGUUCAUAAACGGUUGUAUUCGGUUUAGCUAACGACGAGGAUCGGGUCGUUGGGGGUGUGUGUCUGCGUGGUUUUUUAAAAAAAACCAAUAUAUUGCCAGAUCUCCGUUAAUUUGAUAGUGGUUGAAACUUUGAACAUUUUGCUGCUAAGGUAACACCUCCCCCCCCCCCCCAAAAAUCCUUUCAUUUUUCUCGUCACCUCUGCACAAUCCCGUCUCCCGGUUUCUGUUUAUUUUAUUUUCUCUCUCCUUAAUGUGAAGAAAAACCUUCCCUGUAUAUGGAAAAAGAUUCCUUCUUAUGUCCUAAAGGGGACAUAAUUUUGAGAAAAGCAAAUGUGCCUGCGACGAGUAUUAAAAGGGGGAGGGGUGGGUUGGAAGGGGAUCUUAUUUUUCUAUUAGACAGCUUUUUUUAAAAAUUUAAUUUGGUGAGCCACCCCCAAGAAAAGUAACUCACAAUCCUGUAGUAACUUUCAUUCUCCCACCUCCCCCUUUGUCGACACGUUGAAAUUUUACGUUGUUUGACGUGUCUCUUUACAUUUCGAGGAGAAACUUCAUAUCCCCCAUGUUGUUGUUGUUGUUAUUAUUAUUUUAAUUUUUUAGGUUGGUUUUUCUUCAGAGCCUUGUAUUAUAGGUCGGAACAGCUGCCGUAAAGGAAUUGGAGUGGAAUAUGGGAGGGGGGGAGUUCAUUGACUUAAAAGAUAUAUAGAGAGAGCUAUAUAUAUAUAUAUAUAAUUAUACAUAUAUAUAUAAAAAAACUUUUAAAGUCAGAGAUCUUAUAAGCUGAAUGGUAAUGAUUCUCUGUCUUCUAAAAGUGCGUCUCUUGGGGAAAUGAGGGUUGGGGGUGUGUGUGGAUAAGCAGAUUGUUUUAUUCUCGGCGCGCCUCCCGAGUCGAAGCCGACGGAUUCAUUUUUAUGUUGCGUACCAGUUUUUAUAUCCAUGGCUUGGCCUUACCAAAGCAAAAAGGGUGCAGAAAAAAAAAUGUAGACUUGCUUUUUUUUUAAAAAAGAAACUAUAUAAAAAAGAUGAGACAUUUUUGUAUGACUGCCCUCUGCUUAAAAGAUACUUGAAUGUCCUUUUUGAAGAGGAUUCGAAACCACAGUGUUUUAAAAACAAAACGAAACAAAUUAAGCCUGAAAAGAAAAUGUUUUUUUUUCUUUUCGUUUCUUUUCUGCUGACAGUUUCCUCUGUUCAGUUCCUAAUUCUUGAAGAACAAUAAAUGGUGAUACACAUUCACAAGAACUUU